AUGAACGAGGUCGCCGUUGUCGAAGCAGACGUGCGCAUUCGCGAGGCAGCUGCUCAAGCAUGUAGCGAGCACGAUGAGGCAACGUAUCUCAUGACACAUCGCACAGAGAUUAGCGCCAUCCAUGAGUACAAUCGAACUUCUCUUCACAGUACUAUCUUUCAAAUUUUCAGGGAAAAUCAUGGAAGCGACCUUGUCACGGAGCUCCAGCAGUCUUACCAGUGCGUGGCUACAGUUACGCAUAAAAGCCCACUUUUUCUCUUAGAGGGAGGAACGAUCGAAUCUGAGGCGAACGAGACGCUCAUAAUUAUUCCCCUUGGUUACAUAUCAACCUAUCCAUCAACACCAAAACCAGCUACCGGAUGUAUCGUAGCGGACCGUGAUGGAUAUUACGAGCCUGUCAUUCUCGCUUUGUCUACUCUGAGCAGCAAGUGGUCAAUUCUGAAGUGGGAGACUGGGACAUUCAUACGGGUUCCACCAGGUAGUCAGUUGAAGGUGGAAUCUGGAAUCGUUUUCUUCUUGCUUCUGAGCAUAAAUCUCCAGCCGUUUCAUCCAGGGGAAUUACCGCUCACUGCCCCGCAAUAA
Messenger RNA from Ilyonectria robusta, 582 nucleotides. RefSeq lists its product as uncharacterized. Lineage: Eukaryota; Fungi; Ascomycota; Sordariomycetes; Hypocreales; Nectriaceae. Bases 1 to 582 code for a protein of 193 amino acids. The transcript is spliced from 2 exons. The record is from RefSeq and is a predicted model, not a curated record.